UGAUCCGGACCGCCGUGGCCAACCUGGACCGUGAGACCCAGGAUAGGUACGAGGUGGUCAUCCGAGCCACAGAUAUGGCCGGGCAACUGGGGGGCCUUUCGGGCUCCACCACCGUGACCAUCGUCAUCACAGAUGUGAACGACAACCCUCCCCGCUUCCCGCAGAAGAUGUACCAGUUCAGCAUUGCGGAGACGGCUCCCGUGGGCACGCUGGUCGGCAGGGUGAAGGCGGAGGACUCCGACGUGGGGGAAAACACAGACAUGACCUACCAGGUGAAGGACGAGGAGGGUCUGGGGGCCUUCCGGGUGACCACCGACAGCCACUCCCAGGAAGCGCUGCUCUCUGUGCAAAAGCCUCUGGACUUUGAAGCCCAGCCUGUGCACACAGUCGUGGUAGAAGCCCUGAACAAGUUCGCGGACCCCCGCUUUGCCGACUUGGGCACCUUCCGGGACCAGACCAUCGUUCGGGUGACCGUGCUGAACGUGGAUGAGCCGCCCGAGUUCCAGCCCCCCCACGGCCUGAUGGAGGUGCCGGAAGACGCGCUGGUGGGUUCCGUGGUCGGCGUCGUCACUGCCCGGGACCCCGAUGCCCCCAACAACCCCGUCAGGUGA
Messenger RNA from Sphaerodactylus townsendi, 611 nucleotides. RefSeq names its product cadherin-22-like. The record is from RefSeq and is a predicted model, not a curated record. Gene Ontology annotation, cellular component: adherens junction; plasma membrane; catenin complex. Gene Ontology annotation, molecular function: calcium ion binding; cadherin binding. NCBI's taxonomy places the organism in Eukaryota, Metazoa, Chordata, Lepidosauria, Squamata, Sphaerodactylidae. Bases 75 to 611 code for a protein of 178 amino acids. Gene Ontology annotation, biological process: multicellular organism development; homophilic cell-cell adhesion; cell-cell junction assembly. The transcript is spliced from 3 exons.